AUGGUCACCAGAUCCAAGAGGCGCACUCGUAUUACUGCUGCUCCGGCCUCGUUGACUGUUUCCCGUUCCCCAUCUCACUCGCCUGGAAAUCCCGGUAGAAGUCUUCGCCUCACGGUAAAGAUGCCCGCUGGUAAAUUGCGGGAAGCUACCGGCGGCCGCCCUGGCCGGCGCUCGGUCAAUGUCUUCCAAGAGAACCCCAUCGUCUCGGGGCCACGAGCUAGUCGGAACAGAAAGAAGAUUGUCGAGGUUCCCUCCAGUGACGAUGACGAUAUUGAAGAUCAAGAAGAAGACGAAGUCGAAGAUGAAGAUGCUCCCGGUGAAGAGGAUGAAGACGCCGAUGCUGAUGGAGACGUGGAUAUGGAUGACGCCCCACCACAACCGCCUGCAAGACGGAACAACAAAGCGGCAGCACCAGCCCGUACUAAAAAUGUCAAGAGCGUCGAAGCCAUGGAAAUGGAGCUAGAAGACGAGGAAGAAGACGAAGAAGAAGAAGAAGACGAGGAGGAAGAGGAAGAGGACGACAAUGUCUCGGGAACCGACUCCGAUGCCGAGGGCGAGCUCGAUGAUAUGGACGAGAGCGCCGUUCCGGAUGUCAACGUCGACGAUCUGGAUGAAGAGGACGAAGAAGACGACCUGGACGACGAGCUUGACAGCGAUGCGCUUGCAAUUGAUGGUGGCAAGCAGACCAAGCGUCAACGAGGGAACCUCGGCGACGAUUUCCUCCAGCUUCCUAUGGAGCCCCAAGUCAAGAAACACCUGACGGCUGAGGAACGUGCCAUGCGACGAGCUGAAAUGGCUCGGCGACGAAAGAAUUUGAGUGAAAAGCGAAACGAGGAAGAAAAGAUGGAUACAAUCAAUCGUCUGCUCAAAAAACAACCCCCGAAGCGGCGUGGCCGAGGUGCCGCCAUCGCUGCGGAUGCCACCGACACGACCCCCGGUGACCAAGAGAACCUUGAGCCUGAGAAAGCCGAUCCACUCAUGGUCCGAUGGAUCAGCGGCACAAACGGCUGCAAGGUCGGCGUGCCUGAGGAAUGGCUCGGCACCCCAGCUGGCCGUGUGUUUGGCGCUCCUCCCGCAGCUCCAAGUGGCAAGAUGGUGGAGGAAGUUUAA
Molecule: messenger RNA, 1110 nt
Organism: Penicillium cinerascens
Lineage: Eukaryota; Fungi; Ascomycota; Eurotiomycetes; Eurotiales; Aspergillaceae
Product: PAPA-1-like domain-containing protein
Exons: 3
Coding region: 1-1110 (369 amino acids)
Biological process (GO): chromatin remodeling
Cellular component (GO): Ino80 complex
Source: RefSeq, a predicted model, not a curated record